This is a messenger RNA of Haliotis rufescens (red abalone), 8263 nucleotides long. Its product is annotated as regulator of G-protein signaling 12-like. The record is from RefSeq and is a predicted model, not a curated record. Gene Ontology annotation, biological process: signal transduction. The transcript is spliced from 16 exons. Gene Ontology annotation, molecular function: GTPase activator activity; protein binding. The coding region runs from base 2253 to 7718 and encodes 1821 amino acids. Lineage: Eukaryota; Metazoa; Mollusca; Gastropoda; Lepetellida; Haliotidae.
UAAGAAAUGCACGAGUGAACAAAAUGCAAGCGUCUUAUUGUCAAAGGACCUCUCGUGGCGUGACUUUUAUUGGUAUUUGAUGCAGCAGCAAUACGUUGGAUACCAAGGUGAUACUAGAUUCAUUUGAUCCCAUACCCAAUCGAUGGAAGACCAGUACGUGUAGUGUGAUUAAUACAUCUGUGCACACAGCGUGCACAGCCCGUGGCAACUGCCACUGCAUGGUGCACGGCAGCACUACCACCUGUCGUUGAGUUUAUCGUUUUGACAGCGUGUUUUCGACAACUAGUGAAAGAGGUGUAAGUUAUAAUUUACUCUGCGUCACUAAAUCGUUGCGCACUAAGACACUUGUCAUUAAGGCUUCACUGGGCGAUAUUCAACUCGAGGAACAAGUGUAUGUAUGUAGGAUCUGUCCGCACUAUGAACGAGUGUGGCCGAGUCUCUCCCCGCAUCGCCAACUGCAUACAGAAUUCAACAAACUUACUUCGAGAGAAACGUGACCCUCGCUGGCGGAUAGGUGUUAACUGUCUUAAUUAUCAGGAUCAGACACACUCGAAACUGUAUCAACAAACUUCAAGAGGCCUAUUUGUCAACAGUUUGUACUGAGAAAACACCAUCACUCACAAGGAAGACAUUGUAUCGUCUGUUCUGAUUCUUCAACAUAACAAUAGCUAUUGAACUCCGGUAAUCCACAUUACAAAUUGGGUAUUAUCUUGGACUGGAUUUGUGACGGAUCAACGCAUGUCCAGGUUUGCGGACGACUUUGAGAUCACUGUUUCAAACGACAUGUGGACAAACAGAUCAGCGUGGGUAUAUCAUUUCAUUGAACAGAUCGCGGGAUAAACAUAUAUCGUCUGCUAGUGAUCAUCCUCUUGAUGUUUUCGGUUCUCGCACCAGAAGAGGGGAAUACCUUGAAUAUUUUCUUCUUUCAGAACCACUCUCUGUCCCCUCAUCUCCAUCAGAUGAAGAGGCAAUACACUGGCGCAACCAUCGUGCAUUGCAUCAGCGUUCAACUUUUUCAUUCAGUGGAUUAAAAACAAACACAUCACCUGUUGAAAAUAAUCACUAUCGGCUUGACAGGAUAACACCAGAAGACAUAUUGGAUACAUAUAUGCUUCUAUACAACGUACUGCUUACUAUUUCUCAAGUGGAUUAAGAAUAAACAUAUCAUCUACUGAAAGUUACAUCUAUAUAGCCUGCCCGGAUAGGCAUCUUCAAAGGAAGACACUAUGGGGACAGGUAUGUUUCAUAAAGUACUUUAUCAUAUCCUGGAUUAGCUUUCUAAAUAAACAUAUGGAUGAUAUAUCUCCUUCCAAUUUGUCCGGCCAUGCAUUACUAGCAGCCCGGAAUAUAUUAUAUGAAGGCUUUAUCUGAAUUAUUUCACGGAGCAGAUUCAGAAGUGAAACAUAUCGUGUGCUGAAGCUAUCCUUCUGGAACCUGUCACACCCGAGUUAGCAAUCCCGGACAAUAGCCGUGCUGUGGCGGUUUGUCGUACACCGGGAGAACAUUGUGAGGGAGCGAGCUCCACGUCUGUGUCACAGUGUCAGCACUGGAUUAAACCCUGUCAUCAAAGCAGCGCAUCCAGUCUGAAGGGAUCUCCCAGUGAUGUCAGAUGCUGAGUGGAAGUAAGUGAAGCGUUGACAUCAUCCAUGCACCUAUCCACCCGCCAGCUGAUGAUGUAGUAGUGGUAGUAGCUGCAGGCGACUAUGAUCGACAGGGUGGGAUGUGUCGUCCUCUGAAGACGCGGUGAUGACAUACACAGCGGGAAUCUGUGGUAACAUCGCCACCUAUGAGGUGGGUCUCCGUGGGAACUAGAUCUGGAACCGCCCAGAUGAGAGCAUCGUCUUUGGAACAAGGAUAUUCAGAACUCGUGUGUUAGUGGUGUUCUGUUGGAUGUGAAGUCUAUGUGACUUUUGGUUCAUCUUAUUUUCCAACUAUGGAGUUGAACAGCGUGUAGUAUACUGUAAUACCUUUGUUGUCGGAAGUUCAACGACUUGCGCACUUUGACUUGUUUUUAUCUACAGGGAUACUAACAGUGAUAAGUGUUCCGUGUUGAAGGGAACACGUGGAGGUGUGUGUAGAUCCAGUGUUGUGCAUAUUCAGUUAAAUGUGGAAACAGCGUUCUUCUGGUUAUCAGAAUCAAACAAACCUGUUCAGAUAAUUCCCAGCAGUACAGAGGAAUACCUGAUAGUGAUCGAAACUGGAGAAGUUUGUUGUUGAUGAGGUGUCUGAAUGACAAGCGUGGGAACUUGUAAAUGUUACGAUACCGCUAUGUACCCAAGCGCUCAACCCGAAAGGAGGCAGUCGAGGAGGACUCGCAGGGGGGUCCCGGGCAGACGACAAUCCGGCGCAGACGACAAUCGUCCGGGACCAAAGUGCAAAUGGCUGCAGAAGCUUUCCCUCUCCCUCCAGAGGUCGCAGCUGACCCCCUCUCAGACGACGCCGGGGAGACAGAUAACAGCAAGGACUCCGGCAGAGAAGGAUUGGCCGGAAUGCAUCAGCCCCGCAGGAGGAAGAAACGCCCGAUCCAUGGUGUAAAGACGGUGGCGGUGACCCGGGGCAGGUCGGGCUAUGGAUUCACGAUAUCAGGCCAGCAUCCCUGUGUCCUUAGUUGUAUUGUGGCCGGCAGUCCCGCAGAACAGGCCGGACUCAAACCAGGGGACUAUCUGGUGUCAGUGAACUGCGAGAAUGUGUCCCGCUACAGCCAUGAUGAUGUGGUUCGUAUGGUCGGCUUGUCGACAGGGACUCUUGAGCUGCAGGUGGCGGAGAACUACAACAGCUCUGAUUCCUCAGACGAUGAUUACCCACCACGUACAAAGUCCAGAUAUCCAAAUCGUAUUCGUCCCAGACAAGCUUUUGAAAGAAACACGAGAGAUAAACAUUCAAAUUCUGAUCUUAAUAGCCGACCACACAGAGGGGCCGAUGUAAGGGGAGAUAACAUGAAACUAAGACAUAGGCAAGUGAUAGGUGGUGAGUCUGAGACCUCCCAGAACUCGUCUCUCACUGAUGGGGCGUCUCAAGAUAGAAUUUAUUCUUCAGACCAAUCUGCCUUUCACCAGUAUGUGUCUGCUGAUAAAAACUCCCAUAGGCAGGAGUCCAGAGCCAGCUUGAAGCAACUAAGAGACUCAAAAUCAAAUCUUCAACAAGACCCAAGAUCAAAUGUACAAUAUGGACAGAGCUCACGCACAAGUUUGCAUAAAAACUCAAAGCCGCCCCCACCCCAACGAGGCUCAAAAUCGUCUUUAAAUUCUUGCCAGCAAACAUCAAAGUCAAGUUUGAAUGGCAUGGAAAAUGCUACAAUAACGUCAACAGGAUCUGUCCAAUUUCAAGAACUUCACUCUCAGAAUAUCUCAGGGUUCCAGGGUAUGUUCCCGACAUCUGGCAUCGUGUCAUCACAUGGCCUGUCCAGCUCUGGGAUGUCCGACCCAGGACAGUUGCCACGGGAACAGCAGGCAGAAGGAGCAGAAGCUGCUGCUGCUGUUCCUGCAAGUCCGGGGUACCCCGAGGAUGACGAUAGCUUUGAUAUGCAGCCCCCUGCUGGUGACAUCAAGGCUAUCGUGGGAUAUAUUGGCUCAAUCGAGAUGCCAAGCAACUCAAGUAGACCCCACCAGAGAAUUCAGUCUUUAAGAAAUGCAGUGCGGAGACUUCGCAUCGAGCAGAAGAUUCACACUCUUGUUCUUAUGGAAGUAGACCCUGAUGGUGUCAAGUUGACAAAUGCAAUGGGAGCCGGUAUAGCUCAUUACCCAGUGGACAGGCUAGCGUUCAGUGGUGUCUGUCCAGACGAUAAACGGUUCUUCGGAAUUGUGACUCUUCAUGCUCCAAGUGAUGAUAUGAGCGAGAUGAGUGUGCAGAGGGAUGAUGCACCGACUGCCAGCUCGUGUCAUAUCUUCAUGGUGGACCCAGAGCUAAGAUCUCAUAACAGCCAUACUCAAAAAGCCAAAGCCUUCAACAUUCAGUGUACUGUCGAUCCUGAAACACAAAGGUGUCUGGAGUUCCCUCGCUCUGCAACUCCAAUAAUAUUAUCUGUAGCCAAUCUCUACAAGGACCGUCCUCGUGGUGUGUAUGAGAAUGAUAUUGUCCAGUCUCAAGCCCUCGCUGACCCAGUUCGGGCCAUCCAGCGCAGCAGCAGCAACAGCAGCAAUAGUGACAGUGGUCUGGGCUUUGGCCGUGAGGACAAAGUGAACGAGCGUGUGUUUGUUGUGGACAUGCCAGUAGAUGCUGCUCAGAAUCAGGGAGUAGCAGAGGCUUCUGGGAACCCAACACGAUCUAACCCUAACCAUGCCCUUCAGCAUUUGUCUCCUGAAGUGAACACUAUGCCUACACCAAGACACAAUUCCACACGACCACAGUCGGCCAUGGAGAUCCGACGUGGAAUGAACACUUCAACAAGCAGCGAGGAAUGUUGGCAGGGUAGCAAACUUAAUCCACGUGCAAUGCCUGAUCCGAUCUCACUCUGGAAAGCAAGGUCAUCAGAUGACCUUGAGAGACAGAAUAAUGCCGAGACAUUGCGUAUGAGCAUGCAUAAGUUACUCCAAGCAAGACAAAGACAUGCCAGCGAACAGAAUCUUAGCAGUGAUACUGAGUCCCAAGACUCGCGGGAUUGUUUCCUAGGCAGGAAUGGGUUUACUGCCCCACGACCAGUGUCGGCUCCAUUUGCUCAGUUAAACUUCAUUAAGAGUGAGAAGGUUGAGGCUGUUGACCUGGCUGCAGGGAAACUGAGCCCGCGAGCCUUUAGUGCAGCGAGCCUUGCCAAGUACGCCGGCAGAUCCCCUUCAGCACCUCCCAUUCCGUACUUCCAAGGUGACGAUGAUGAUGAUGAUGAUGAUUCUGAGGAGGAAGACGAUCCAUUCGUCCGUGGAAUCAUUUCACGACUUAACAGAGACAAAGCUCUCGGUCUAGCAGAUGAGGAUCCUAGACGAUAUUCCGAAGGAUUCGCAUUGGCUAGAAAGAGAGAGAAGGAGAGAACUGACGUAGCAGCUUUGCAGAAGUGGACAAAGACGGGGUCAUUCAGACGAAAUCGAGGAAUGAAAAUUCAAAAUCCACUCAGCCACUCGCACGAGUCGCUGAUAGCAGGAGAUGGCGACCAGUCAAUUCAGAAGUUGUUGCCGGCAAAUAGUGUCAACAGCAUCGUUGCCCAAGUGGCCAAGAAGGACGAUAAGGAUGAAGUUGGCCGUGUGGCUGGCUGGGCAGUCAACUUCGACAAACUUCUUCGCGACAACGGCGGUGUUGUUGUCUUCACUGAAUUCUUGAAGAAGGAGUUCAGUGAAGAGAACAUUGUCUUCUGGCGUCUGUGUGAGCAGUACAAACAACUCAGCAAUGACGAUGAGAGAAAAGCCAGGGCGAAGGAAAUCUUCACCAAGCACCUGUCCUCCAAGGCUUCAGAGCCUGUCAAUGUGGACAGCACGUCACGUCAGAAUGCAGAGAAGCAUCUUGACAACCCCAUCCCUUCCAUGUUUGACAUGGCGCAGAAACAUAUCUGGCAGCUGAUGAAGCAGGACAGCUAUGUCCGGUUCCUGAAGAGUGACAUGUACAAGACAUACCUGAUGAGGGAGAUGGAAGGGAGACAACUGGAACUGCCCCACGAUCAGAUGGCGGGAGCCAGUAAGGACGACAAGAAGAAUGGAAAGGGCAAAGAAAAUGAGAAGAGAAGGAGGUCUUUGUUGCCAUGGAGACAAAAUAAGAACAAACACAGCAACAACAAGAUACCCUCCGACGCUGAACUGAAGCGUGUGGCUACCAAGGACAUCAAGAUCAAGGACAAGGAGGUCAACAACAACCUGAAGAAAUGUCCUGGGCCCGGAAUCGACCUGAGCACCAUGAGGAAGGAGGUGUUCCAGACGAAGGAGGAGAUGAGGGACCCCAACGAGGGCCAGUUCAAGUUCUGCCGUGUCGUGCUCCCUGACGGCUCCACCACUGUCGUGUGUGCCAAGCCUGGCCAGUCCAGUCGCUCGGUGCUGGGGAAGCUGUGUGAGAAACGAGGCCUCUCCAUUGCUGCUGUCGACGUGUUUCUUCUCGGCUCGGACAAGCCACUUGACCUUAGUGAGGACGUGUCCACCCUUGGGUCAAAGGAGGUUGUCAUCGAGCGAAGGGUUCUGUUCCGUAUGGACUUCCCCAACAAGAAAUCCAUCGGGGUCAAGGCCAAGCCUAACAGAACCAUCCGAGAUGUGUUCAAGCCCAUUCUCAAUAAAUAUGGCUACAGAAUCGAGAACAUUGCUGUUCAGCUGUCGGGGCACGAGGAGCUGCUAGACAUUGAUAUGUUGGUGUCCCAGUUAGACAACCAGCGGGUCGUCAUCCUCACCAAGGAGACGUUAGGACCUCUGCCAUGCACAUGCUCGUGUCAUUGUAGACGAGACUGGGUUGGCGAGGAGCGACCUGGCAUGUCGUCCACCCUUCACAGACCCCCUCUCCCGCCCACAGCUAGCCGGCACAAAUCUGGUAGCCUGGGUAACAUUAAGGCAGGAUCGCUAGACGAAAUAACUAAUCGUAUAUUUGAGGACUUGAUGAAAGGGAAAGCGGAAUCAGCUCAUAAUUUUGAUGAACUUGGUAUUGUGGAACUGGAAAAGACCAAGGCUCCCAAAAAUCCAGACGAGCAUCGCUUAUCAGGCUUAUUCGGCCUACUGAGAAGAGAGUCAGUGGGCAAAGCAAAAGACAGCAAGCAGCCGAAGUCUACAACAGCAAAGAGCAAGGUGACCUUUGCUCUCCCAAAGAAUGAAACCCGUCCAAGAUCUGAUCCAGAAAAUGAAAAACUCUUCGAGCUUCUGUCACGAGCUCAGAGUCAGAGGCUGGACGACCAGAGAGGAGUGGGCACAGACUCUGUCGAGAUUCCAGAGUUCCUGAGGAUGGAGACGCCGGUGCCGACCGACAGCCCAACAACACGCGGGGUGUCUUCCACUGAUCUCUUCGAUGACGUGGAAUACUUGCAGGGUCAUGGCCGCCCAUCCAGAGGAGCCCAGACACCUCAAGGUCAAGGUCCAAAUCCCAGUUCCAGGAAGGUCAACAAAUUUACCACAUUCGGAACUCCUGGGUUUGGCUCGUCCAAUCAGAGCUUUAGUUUGGAUGGUCAGAUGCCGUCACAAGAACUGGCAGACGAGUACUUCCAAAUGCAACCAGUAGUUUUAGAUGCGAAUGAAUUCGACAUGGAGAACAUCGAGAACUUUUAUCAGACGAACGUCCAACAAGAGCAUGAGUGGGCUGAAACACCCCAUCAUCUCGGUGUGCAACACCUCACAUCUCCAGCCCCCAUGGCUUCCCCUGAGAGGUUUUCCCCAAGAAGGAAGCUUCACGAGAGAUUCAAUGAACAGAAAGUGUGUGAAGCUAUUGAUCAAACUUUUAUGGAUCAAAACAAAAAGGGUGUCACACUAAACAUCCACUCCUCACCUAGACCGCCCCCACCCCUGCUUCUUACGCCGAGAGAAAUCCCCAGGAAACCCCCCAAUUACACACCACCACCACCACUGUCGGAAAUUAACAAAGACUUAAACAGUUCUCAUACAAGACAUUCCGAGAGCUCUAGCUUUCACCGACCCCUCAAACACAGUGGUCAGGUGAAGGAUUUGGCCUCACUGCGGGACAGUGAGAACUUGUGUUCACAACCAAAUGACAGACUUUCUGCAUCAGCUGAAGGAAACCCUGGGGCCACGCCCAAACAUCUCGGAAACACUCAGCAUAGUCAAGUAGUGGUGGACAUUAAAUAUGGGGAAGAAACAGUGACGUUUGUGUAAUUUCAAAUGUUUGUCAUUAUGUUUGUAAUAAUGGUUGUGAACUGCUAGGUUGUCUCAUUUAUGUUGUGAAGUUUUACUUGGCAAAUCAUUUGUUAACUGUCAUAUUUCUUAAUACUAUAAGUAUUAUAUUCUUUUUACAAAAGACGGGAAAUGUUUUUAAACAUUUAGAAUAGUUUUUGUUAGAAUAUGACCUUGUACACUCACGGGAUCAGUGUCAUACAGUGUUUGUAGUUGAGAAGUUGUAACCUUGUUAAAUGGCAAUUAAUUUUUAGUUCCUGUAAGUAUCAUGCAUUUUAAUUUUUAAAAUAUUAAAAUGUUUAUUUUAUGGCAUUUUAUUCAUCAUAAAAUGGAAUUGUGUAAAUAACACAGGGAGGUCACUCAUGAGCCUUGGAAAUUGCCUUCAUUGUAUGUGAGAUGCACGAGAGAGUAUGGUGCUAAUUUGUAAAGAAAUUGUAUAUAUGUAUGUACAGUUUUAUUGUAUAGAAAAUUGUAUUUAUUAUGUUUAUAGAAAUGGACGCAGCUUUCAAUAAAAACUUGAAAGUAAA